This is a messenger RNA of Aspergillus tanneri, 1470 nucleotides long. Its product is annotated as F-box protein. NCBI's taxonomy places the organism in Eukaryota, Fungi, Ascomycota, Eurotiomycetes, Eurotiales, Aspergillaceae. The transcript has 2 exons. The record is from RefSeq and is a predicted model, not a curated record. Gene Ontology annotation, molecular function: protein binding. The coding region runs from base 1 to 1470 and encodes 489 amino acids.
AUGCGAAAUAUGUCCACUUCUUUGCCCACUGAGUGUUGGAUGGGCAUCCUGAACUUCCUGGAACCAAAUGACAUUGUGUCAGUUUUAGCAGUAUGCAGAGACUUCCAUUCAUCUUUCCUGUCCUUGGUUUAUAAUAGAAUCUCUUGGGAAUGGGAAACGGUGCCCCUGGCGCGCAUUCUACAGCUGUUACGAACUAUUCUGAAGAACCCGGAACUAGCCUUGCUAAUACAGCAUGUCACCAUUGUUUCUCCAUCGAGGAACACCAUUCUUUAUAGCUGGAAUGAUGCUAAAGUUAAAUGCGACAUGAAGGAGGAGACUGUCGGUUAUACCGAUGUGGUUGAGCUCGCCCAAGUACUGGUCAAGUACGCCAAAUUUCCAGAUGCUUUGAAAUGGAAUGAGGCUCUUGAAAACGGCAAUCCUUAUGCCUUUGUCGCUAUUUUGCUAUCCCAGUUACACAACUUGAGAUCUCUUCGGCUUGACUACUCAUUUGUCUGGAAGUCAGGGUUUCCAGGACUGAUGAUGAAGCAUGCCCUUUUCUCUGCCCCGGAAGGUCUAUUGUCAAGAUUCACCUCUCUGGCCACAGUGGAUUAUGGUAGCAACGUACCCAUAGCUGAAGAGUUUAAUCCCUUGUUUAAUAGCUUUGAUACAACCCCUGGUUACCCUCUCUGUGACCCAAAUCAAUUCAUGGCGUGGUUCCAUUUGCCGUCUAUUCAAUCUUUAUCAAUCUGGCUACGAAGCUUUCAGGAGGUGAUUACGGAACGUUCUCGUCCACAAGCGAAUCUCAAUCAACUACAGACACUUGUCCUCGCUCGAGCAACGAUUAGAGAGGACGAAGUGCCAGAUCUGCUGUCCCAGAUGAGCACUCUAAAGACUCUCCAUUUAGGCCUAGCAUAUCGAUGGCACGAUGAAGAACUCCUGAACAAUCCAUACUACAUCAUUGAAGGUCUUGAGUAUGUCAGUCAGACUGUGGAAAAUCUAUCACUUGGGCUAGAGUACUACCCAUAUAGUCAGUGGGAGUAUUAUUUUGACAGCCAAGAUUACUGGUCGAGAGAAUUAUUCCAAGGCUUUCUAAAGGAAUUUCCGCGUCUACGGUCUGCAGAAGUCCCGAUCUCCCUCCUGUUAGGAAUGGACGACGAGGACCCUGUGAAUAUCGAAAAGAUCAGUAGCCUCUUGCCACCCACACUGGAAGAGUUGUGUCUUCAGUGGGACAACGUGGAAGUGAUUGGGACAUGGAGUGGUGAGGUUAAAUUGCAUGACUGUGUACGAUAUUUGCUGAUUGACCUGCGCUCACAUUCACCCAACCUCAAGCGUGUCGCCAUUCGGCAGAGCAUGGGUUCUCCAGUUGGGACGAAAGGCUGGGAGAAGGAACGCGCAGAGCUUCAGGUAGAAUGUGCUCAGGUGGGAAUCGAGCUGCAGCUGGUGUUUGACUAUCUAUCUCCGGGUCUGUGGACACAAGAGGCCCACAUAUGA